Bactrocera latifrons is the source of this 4401-nucleotide messenger RNA. RefSeq lists its product as uncharacterized. Gene Ontology annotation, cellular component: G protein-coupled receptor heterodimeric complex; membrane. The coding region runs from base 14 to 4264 and encodes 1416 amino acids. Gene Ontology annotation, molecular function: G protein-coupled GABA receptor activity. The record is from RefSeq and is a predicted model, not a curated record. The transcript is spliced from 11 exons. Lineage: Eukaryota; Metazoa; Arthropoda; Insecta; Diptera; Tephritidae. Gene Ontology annotation, biological process: G protein-coupled receptor signaling pathway; gamma-aminobutyric acid signaling pathway.
UAUCGCCCGAGUAAUGCCAAAGCCACGACAAAAACGUCACUGGCAUUGGCUGAAAACGGGCCAAUUAUACCGUCUCACACUUAUUGUGACAUCAAUAUGUAUACCACUUUGCAGCAGUGCUUCCGGCACGACGAGCUACUUGACCACUGAGAUAUAUAGCACCCCUAAGAGCAACAACAACAGCACCAGAAGCCAACUGCAUACACCGAGGAAGCCAAAAAGCCUUACAAAGUCACAGGAGCUGGAACAACAGAACUUACAGGCAACCCAAAUCAAACUAACCAACACACACCAAAGCAAACAUAAACUUACUCUCCAACCAACACACAGUCAUGAAAGUGCGCCAACUGAACGUGCAGUCUUGGCACAGACAAGAAACCGUCCCAACGUCGAGCUUAAUUUGCCUACGCCUCCGCUUGAAACAAGUAGUGGUGAUGAUGUGACAUACGGUACAAAAACAAAGGUGGAAAAGCAUACGCAUGUAGUAUAUGGUCUACAACAAACGCCGACCCACCUCACGACACUCGUAAAAGUACAAAACGUUAGCGGCGGUAUUCAGCCCGACACGCAGACUGUGGAGAAAAUAAACUUUAGCCGCAGCUCGAUGAGAAUUUCAGCCAAUUGGCCUCAAAACAAUUUGAAGGUUAAUCAAGUGUUUGAAAGUCAACGUCGCAUGACGACGGCAGAAAUUAGGCGCAAUAGCCGGCGAAUUGUUUUGCUUGGUCUGUUCGAGCUCUCCAACCGACAGGGACAACGAUUAGAUGGCUGGAGUGAAUUGAGCGCGGCACAAAUGGCCGUAGAACAUAUCAAUAGCAAGAAAAUUUUACCCGACUACACUCUGGAGCUCUUGACUAACGACACACAGUGUGAUCCCGGUGUUGGAGUUGAUCGAUUUUUUCAUGCCAUUUACACGCAACCUGACACACGUAUGAUUAUGCUGCUGGGCUCCGCCUGUUCGGAGGUGACUGAAAGCUUAGCCAAAGUGGUGCCGCACUGGAGUAUUGUGCAGGUUUCGUUUGGUUCCACUUCACCAGCGCUCAGCGACCGCAAGGAAUUCCCCAACUUUUACCGUACCGUCGCACCAGACUCAUCUCACAAUCCCGCGCGUAUUGCUUUCAUACGCUUCUUCGGUUGGGAUACCGUUACCACAUUUUCCCAGAACGAAGAAGUCCACUCAUUGGCUGUCAAUGAUUUAGUAACUGAACUGGAGGCAGCAAAUAUCUCCUGUGCGGCAACCAUUACAUUUGCGGCGACKGAUUUCAAGGAGCAACUAUUACUGCUACGAGAGACGGAUACCCGCAUUAUUAUCGGCAGCUUCUCGCAGGACUUAGCACCACAAGUACUUUGCGAAGCGUUUCGGUUACGCAUGUUCGGCGCGGAUUACGCCUGGAUAUUGCACGAGAGCAUGGGCGCACCAUGGUGGAACGACAUAUCGGCCACUGGAACCAAUUGUACGCCGAAAGAACUGCAGGACGCCGUCGAGAAUUUGAUUAUCAUUGCCAGUCACAAUAGGAUUGUGGGAAAUAAGACCAGCUACAGUGGAUUGAGCAAUGAAAUGUUCUUGUCCGAAUUACGUCAAAGGGCUAAUGGUUUGCUUGAUAACGGCAGUGUUGAUAAACAACGAAAAUCGAAUGCGGCACGAACUCAGAAUUCAUUAAGAGAUAAAGCUUUGAACACUAACGACAUACCCACCCUAAACGCURUAGCCGUAUCGACUUAUGCACCUCAAACGUAUGACGCCGUUUGGGCAAUCGCUUUAGCAUUACGAGCUGCCGAAGAACGCUGGCAAAAGUUGGGUUUGCAAUCAAAACUCAAUCAAUUCGAUUAUGUGCGAGCGGAUAUGGCACGGGAAUUCCUUCAACAGAUGGCGAAAUUGGAUUUUCUGGGAGUGUCGGGUCCAGUUUCCUUUAGUGGCCCGGAUCGCAUUGGCACAACGGCUUUUUAUCAAAUACAAAAUGGCACACUCGCGCUCGUUGCCCUCUACUAUCCAGCAGUCAGUCGUUUGGAUUUUCACUGCCCCCAUUGCCGUUCGGUGCGCUGGCAUAGCGGACAAGUACCCAUCGCUCGACGAAUUUUCAAAAUGCGCGUCGCCACUAUUGCGACGAGCGCCUUUUAUACGAUAGCCACUCUAUCGGUUGUCGGCAUCAUAUUAGCCAUAGCUUUCCUCGCCUUUACGUUGCACUUUCGAAAAAUGAAAGCUAUUAAGCUUUCUAGCCCCAAACUGAGUAAUAUUUCUGCAGUUGGCUGCGUUUGUGUGUAUGUCGCAGUAAUUUUGCUUGGACUGGACUAUUCCACGCUACCCACUCCGGAGACUUCAUAUUCUAAUGUUUGCACGGCACGUGUCUAUUUGCUCUGCGCUGGCUUUUCGCUGGCAUUCGGUUCGAUGUUUGCCAAAACAUAUCGCGUUCACCGCAUUUUCACACGCACCGGCAGUGUAUUCAAGGACAAAAUGCUACAGGACGCGCAACUUAUAAUGUUGGUAUGUAUACUGUUGGUGGUCGACGCUCUCCUCGUCACCCUCUGGGUAUUCGUCGAUCCGAUGGAGAGACAUUUGCACAAUUUAACGUUGGAAAUCAGCAGCAUUGACCGAAGCGUCGUCUAUCAGCCACAGGUCGAAGUUUGUCGCUCGCAACACACUCAAGGUUGGCUCGGCGCUUUAUAUGCCUACAAAGGCCUGUUGCUUGUGGUUGGCGUGUAUAUGGCUUGGGAAACACGUCAUGUGACCAUACCUGCACUCAACGAUUCGCAAUACAUUGGUGUAUCUGUGUAUCUAGUAGUAAUUACAAGCGCUAUAGUUGUGGUUUUAGCCAACUUGAUUUCUGAACGAGUAACACUAGCGUUCAUAACUAUAACAUCACUGAUACUGGCAUCAACUACGGCAACAUUGUGUUUAUCAUUUAUACCGAAACUUCACGAUAUUUGGGGACGAAAUGUUAUUGUCGAUCCAGUCAUCCACAGCAUGGGUUUAAAGAUGGAGUGCAACACGCGACGGUUUGUUAUAGACGAUMGACGAGAGCUACAAUACCGCGUAGAAGUACAAAAUCGCGUUUAUAAGAAAGAAAUAGCCGCACUAGACCAAGAGAUACGAAAGCUCGAACGUAUGCUUGAAUUUGGCACUACGUCAUCAGCUACAUCUUCUUCCUCAUUAGUAGGAGGACAACAAAGGCCUGAGUUAACAGUUACCAGUGACACUUCUAUAUUUAUGCAUCGGUCGUCACCAACUUUCCCUCCGGUUUUUCCUGCAUUGCCACCGAGUAAUAAUAAAUCACGCGCACCAAGCAUAUCUGGCAUCCUGCCCAACCUUUUACUAUCUGUUUUACCACCRGUGAUACCGCGUGCCAGUUGGCCCUCCGCUGAAUACAUGCAACUUUCUAUGCGUCGUUCUAUUGCCUUCGCCUCGCAGCCACAGCUGGAAGAGCGUAAGAGCGCUGCGACCUGUCUGGCCGAACAAGAUCUGUACAAUCUACGCAUUGCCCACCGACAAGCAACGGAAACCAAAACAGGACUAAUCAACCGCCUACGUGGGAUAUUUUCACGUACAACCUCAAGUAACAAAGGUUCCAGUUGUAGCCUUGGUGAGCAAAAGAGUUUGCGUGCCGCAUUUAAGUCACAUAUGGGACUCUUUACGCGUCACGUUCCUACCACGCAAGCAGCCUCUUGUAAUGCCAUCUACAAUCAGACAAACCGUAAUGAUGAAGGUUCGAAUGGGUCUAAUGGAGCGCCGCUCAAAGCAACGAAGCGAUUGUCAUUUGCUAAGAGCGGUACACAUUUGGAUGUUGCUACGCACGACCCCAAUUUUCUGCAAAUACCAACAAUAUCAGCAGAAACACCAGAGGAGCCUACCCACAUGGGUUUGAUACUGCCACUCGACGAAAGCGAAUUGGAACGCAUCGGUGUAGCGCGUUAUACCAAAGUACACGAGACUAAAGUGAAUUUCCAACUGCCUGCUAAUCGGCGACCGUCCAUUCUAGAACCGCAACCAUCUAUGCGUGAGCUAGUGCGUUGCUCUCCACGUUUUCCUCAUCGCGUAGUGCCCACCAGCAGUCUGGGGGCAUUGGAGGAGGCUGAUGAUCGCAGUAGCCUAGCUUUGCAGGAACGUAUACCAUUGGGUCGUGCGACUGGUGCCGGAACUUGGAAAUCUAUGGAAGUCACUACCGAAUCAAAGUUAUCACUCAGUGUGACACCAAGCGAAAAAAGCAGUACACCGACAUCCUGCGAAGUCGAGGAUAUAAUCGAAAUUGAAAUUACAAAACCCAUGAAUUAGCAUAAAUAGCAAAUGAAACGCUUAGUUUAAUUCUUUUAUAUUUGAUAUUAUCAUAUUUUAACCAGGUAACCACCCUACUGGUUAAUAACAAAAUGAUAGAGGUGAGCAUUUUWAAGUAAUGUACGAAAUAAAACUCC